CCAUCAAAAGUCAACAAAAUUCUCCUCUUUCUUCCAUCUUACUUUUUCUUUCACCAAGGUAAUCUUCACAAUGUUACAAUUAAACAAUGAAACAGGUUUAUCACUUUCCAUCUCUUUUUGAAUUCCUUACAACCUCCAUCCAAAGAGGAUCUCAUCUGGUUGAUCGCUCACCCAGUUUAUCAAAUCUUGAUCCCAUGCCAUGGCAUGGAGUUUUUCUCUUUUAAAGAUGUGAGGGUCAGAUUAUUCCAGUUUCUACAGCUAUUGAGGAGAAAUUGUUAGAUUAGACAAUUAAUAGAAGAAUGGGCACAAAGAUGAAGGGCCUUUUGAAAGGCCUAAGAUACAUUACCCAAAUUUUCGAUGAGGAAAAAGAACCGGAAAUGCAGAUUGGCAAUCCAACCGACGUGAAACACGUGGCUCAUAUAGGAUGGGAUGGACAAUCAUCUGCAGAUUCACCAAGCUGGAUGGAGGAUUUCAAAGCACCCCAAGGGUCUGAAUCAGUACCAUUACCUGUUAAUGGGGACUCUAAGGAGAAUCCAGAAAACAAAGGGGCUUCUUCUGAAGGUUCAAGCCGAAGGAGUUCAAGAUCACAAAAUCCUUCCACCAAGGACAUACCUGAGUUGCCAAAAUCAACGAGACGCCAUUCGUUGGAAGACGGCUCUUCAACAGCACCAGCGUCCCCAAGACGAGAGUCUUCCACCAGAUCAAGGCAAUCCAGGAGAAACACAUCCGACGGGUCUAAACCGGCGCGUCAGCCCAAGGGUUUAGUUAUUGGGUCGGACUCACCCUCGCGAGACCUUCCCGACGUACCAAAGAAAUCAUCGCGAAAGAAGGCAAAGGAUCCGACGGGUGAAGGAUCAACAAGAUCAUCGCGGUCAAAAGCCCAUAAUAUCCCUCCUGUGGCCUAUAAAUCUCCAUUCUCGGAUCCUGGACCAAAUACCGAAUACAUACCUGGAUCAAAUAACGGCGAGCUCGCUCACUCUUCAAGUUUCAGGCCUCUUGUAAGAGAGGGAGAGAAAGGAUGUAAUGGGAUUUCUUGAAGAAUUGGUACAUAUGUGUUGUAGAUAGAGAACAGACUCGCUUAGCCAUUAAUUUUCUUGGAAUACUAUUGUGCAAUCCCAUGGAAACCCACUGCUUAUUGCAUCUCAAAGGGGAUUGCAGAGUCCUUGAUGAAUGGUAAGUUCUUUUUGGAUGACUCAAAAUUUUGCAUUUCCUGUACAAAUUCUGUAAUAAGAACUUAAGUGCAAUGAAUAAUAUAAGGAA
Rhododendron vialii is the source of this 1260-nucleotide messenger RNA. Its product is annotated as CRIB domain-containing protein RIC7-like. NCBI's taxonomy places the organism in Eukaryota, Viridiplantae, Streptophyta, Magnoliopsida, Ericales, Ericaceae. The record is from RefSeq and is a predicted model, not a curated record. The coding region runs from base 300 to 1037 and encodes 245 amino acids. The transcript is spliced from 5 exons.